This is a messenger RNA of Fimicolochytrium jonesii, 4983 nucleotides long. RefSeq lists its product as uncharacterized. The record is from RefSeq and is a predicted model, not a curated record. Lineage: Eukaryota; Fungi; Chytridiomycota; Chytridiomycetes; Spizellomycetales; Powellomycetaceae. Bases 268 to 4866 code for a protein of 1532 amino acids. The transcript is spliced from 8 exons.
AACAUAUGAGAAGCGCGGUCGCGCGUGCUCGUCGUAACGCCUGUCGACUCGCACGACGCACUGCCAGUGUCCGUCCCGUUCGAGGAGGGUCUAUGGUUCAAUUCUGAAAGCGACGCUGGGAACGCAACAGAAGAGACUCUCACUCGACGAUCUCGGUCUCCACAGUGGCACGAUCUCAUAGGGAGCGGGCGGGAAGGCCGCCCAGGGCACUCUGCACACCGACUGGGACGAAGACUUCUCACUGCGCACACCGAAGCUCUCGGGGCAAUGCCGGACCAUGCGCAGAGGGCGGGAAGGGGACGAGGAGCACAGGGGCCGAGCAACAAUGAUGGGGGACGGAACGGCACGGGUGGUUCGCGGAUAGCAGGCCAGCAUGUUUCCUACGGCUCGUCCAACUCACAUGCCGGUCCCCCGAUAAAUGGAAUUUCCCAACGAUUCAGUGCACUGUACGAAGACGCCCUUCAAACGCUGCUUACUGCAACGGCCGAGGGUGGAGUGACGUCGAUGGCCGGUGCCCUGCCUCCGCCUCCACACGUCGCGAGUAUCCAGACCGUAAGUGGCCGACUCAUAACAAAGGCAUUUGUGGUGUCAGUCGAGGAAAUUAAGAAACCAAAAGCAGAAGCACAGGUCUACAACCAACCUCAGGCACAGGCACGUGAUGCUGGGCCUAGCGAUUCUCCAAUGCCUGAACGCCCGAGAUCUCCGUCUUCGUACGAUUCGAGGAAAGAUUCCUCUCGUCCUGCGUCGACGAGUUACGGGGACAGACGAGAACGCGAUGUCAGGGUCCACGAAAGAGCACAUCCAGGCGCCUGCCAAUCAUCGACUAUAGGGAUUCACGAAAGGGCAAACCCGGUUGACUCCGGUCAGCUACGGCCCUCGCAACCUGCAUCACAACCUAGCAGUAGAGAAGGUAGAACUCACGACAUCUGGACUGCCCACAGAGAGAGAAGGCCAUCCGAUUCAACAACUUGGCGAGAUGAAAGCCGAACUUUCAGCGCUUCGAAUGCUGACAGGGAGCGAAGGUCCUCCGAUACAUCCGCUCGGCGAGAUGAUCGCCGAAUCCCGGGUGCACCGACGGGGGAAAGAGAGAGAAAACUCUCCGGUCCAUCAGCAUGGGGAUGUCAUAGCCGAACUCCCAGCGCAUCGUCUGCAGACAGGGGCAGAGGGACUUCAUCAUCGUGGCGAAAUGGAAACUCUUCAUCAACAUGGCGAGAUGAACAACGACCUUCAAACACAUCUGUUGCGGACAGAUGGAGAGGUGCUUCACGCAGCAAGGAAGAGAACGGACGAAAUUAUGGCACAUUGACUGCGGACAGAGGGAGAAGGAGCUCCCUACCGAUCAAAAAUGAAGGAUGGCGGAGUUACGGCACAUCAGUUGUGAACAGAGGGAGGGAGAUUUCUCCACCCACUAGGAGACAGGAACGAGCAACUUAUAGUAUAUCGACUACGGACAGAAGGAGAGGGAUUUCUCCACCAUUCAGGGAAGAGGACAGGUCAGAUCACUACACAUCGAUUGUGGACAGAGGGAGAGGGGGUCCCACCCCCAUGAGAAGAGUGGGGAUUCCAACGCUCAGCACCUCAACUCAGAGUUGCACUCACAAACCGGUCGGCGAUGGUAGAUCUAAACCUUCUCCUUCACAAACCUCCUUCUCCGUUCCCUCGAGAAAAAGGAAGGAACAAAUCCAUCGACAAGUUGAUACCCCAAACGCACCGCCUGCCAAGAUGCGGAGAGUUGAGCUUGGACCAAUUGAUACCCCAACCGCUCCGCCUCCCAAGAUGCGGAAAGUUGAGCUUGAACAUCCAGCACCUGCAAAUGUUCGAAAGGCAGACGCUGCCCCGUUUCUGCCCGCGAUCGACACCGAUAAGUGUGCGAGAAAUUACAUACAGAGGCAAUUGGAUCUCCGGAAGUAUGAGGCUAUUCUCUCAAAUCCUUUCAGUAGCAUCAUCUUUAGGAACUCAGAGGAGACGACGCGGGAAGGGGGACCGUCUCCUCACGUUGUUCCCCCAUCUUCUACUGCGCAGCAACCAACCCAGGGAGUUGCUUCUUCAACCCCGCUGUCUACACAGUCUGCAUGUGAUUCCUUGACGCCAAUGACGUUCUUGAGCACGCGAACGGCAUCCUCAGCUCCUGUAUCCAGGGUGCCCAACUUAGCAGCUACCAAUCAUUUUUCCGUCAAACCUGGGGCAACAUCGUCGACGACGGCUCAGGAUGUUUUUGGCGCGGGAGGAACAUCGCGCCGCAGUUCAGUGAUGCAAGAACUAGGUCCACCUAUUUCCGGUAGCACGAUAUCGGUAGCGCAGCGAACCUCGCACGCGGGUCUUCGCGCAACGUACCUUGCUCAGUCUGGCCUGCCGGGGCCUCCAACCUCAUCUGAUGCCGGACUGGUCUCCAGGCCCAUAAAUUCAAAUCGCGGUGAAGGCUCAUCAGUACAAUCGGGAAACAUGAGCGUAACGCCGUCAACUACGGCCGCAGCUCCGCUAGUUUCCGGCGCAUUUUGGAACUCAUCUGUCCUUGAAGAAGGAUUGGAAGCAACAUGGAAAGUGCUUGGUAGCGACAAACCUCAGCCCGAAAUCCCCAGGGGCUCACGGAGUGGGAUUCUCGCUCCCGGACUUGCUCGACCUGAGACCCGCAAUGAACAGCGGAAUGGGCCGGUUCGUCGCGAAGAUCCUCGGUCCAGAACGUCAAGUGGCUCCUCACGGAGUGGAGCUCUUGACCCUGAGCUCGCCCGGCCCUCUAUAUCCGGUGGCCUACGGAAUGAGGCUAUGGUAGGCCAAGUUCCGCGCCCGAACACUGUUGAUGUCUCACGGAACGAACCAAUCGUUCAUCACGCAGUCCAUCCCAAAGCCCCUAGCGGAGCGCGGAAUACGGCAGUGACUCGCGACAAUGCCCGUCCGCAAGCUUCUAAUAGCUUACGGAAUGCACCUGUCGUCCGUCAGGCUCAUCAUCCAGAAGCUUCCAAUGGUGCACGAAAUCCGCCCGCCGUCCACAAAAAUGGUCGUGCAGCUCCCGCUGGCCCGCGAAAUUUCGCAGCCGUCCCUCAAGUUGCUCGCCCUAAACCUGCCGAUGCGGCGAGGCCUCGGUUGACCGUUUCUAUGGCAGAGUCGACCUCCGGCAAAGCUUACUUGCAGGCGCAUUCAGGGUCUCAUUACAUCUGCCAUACCGUUCAUGAACCACAGCGACCGAUUGCGUCCCCGAAGUCAUUUUCAGUUCCCAUGGUCAUGGAGGCUGUACCCACAACCAACUCGACGGCGCGAAGCGCUCCAUCUCUCCCCAACGAGCGGGCCAAUGCAGGUUCAAAUCCACCUAAUUUGGCGCAUCCGAAACAGCGUGUUACGUUUGCGCCAAACAAGCCUGGACGACAGCGACCUGGAACCUCCGUUCCGUAUAGCUGUCGACCUCAGAAACAAAAAGCUUUGCCUCUGUCACAGGUCCUGGCACACAGCAUACAAGCUGCAGCAACGACUACCGCUUCCGGGCAGCGUCCGACGGCAGGGCCGGAAAAAAUCCACACCAUAGCACCGAGUGCGGAAAAUGUGCACAAAGGUGUAAGCAACCGUUCAGCAAGGCCGUCACGUCCAGGUAUCAUGAGUACGAACAGCGGAUGGAUUGUCAAGGAUGCUUCUCCAGUUGCCACAUCCUCAACUUCUGCGAAGAGUAACGGUCUCGCUUUGGAUAGACUCAGGAAUUAUAGCUCGCCAAGUUCGUCCAGCACGAGCUUCCUGCCUUCGGGCCUCAGAGACAUGUCUCCACCUUCCGACAGUGAAUCGAGUGCGAUGCCACCGGGCGCAAACGGGGCUAGAACUGACCAAGGAUCGACAUCAGUCAAAGAUGUAGGUCGGUCGGAAGGCGCAAUUGCGUCACCGCAGGCUUCAAGCGGGGAUGGGGUUCAGCCUGCAAGAUCUCAGGAGCGCGCCACCUCGCCGAGUAUUGCGCCUGCGGCCAGUAACGAAAGCAUGCAGGUCAAAUCCCGCACCCCCGCACCAAAGCAAGGCAAGCACAAACAACCUCCCCCGGGGCGGAAACCUGUCAAGGGCAAGACUCUCCCGGAUGAACUUGAUGAUGCGGUUCGCGUGGCAGCCCGGCAAAUGGAGGAGGCGUAUGCGCGGCAAGUGCAGGAACGUCUGGCACCCAUACAAGCGGUGCAACUCCAAUGCCAGGAGGAUUUGACGGAUAUUGCGUUGUCAGCAAGAUCCGUUCAGCGAAGGGCGAAUGACUUGCGUCUGCGGUUUUUGGAACUGGAGGAGAAACGGAUCAAAGAAGGAACGCAUCCAGAUCAUGAUGUUCGUGUGAAGGAGCUGGUGGCUGCAAGGGAAGCCAAACUGAAGGUCGCAGCAAACCGACUGCGUCUAUCCAUCAUUAGUUUCCAAACUCAGUUCAAAGCCGCGGAGGACAUUGCGGCUGCUGAUUUCGUGACUCGUCGGCGCACUGUCCGCAGAAAAAUGCUUGUUUACCAAGCUGCUCAGAAGCAGCGCCUCAUAGCGAACCACAACCGGUCACUCGUUCCGAAUCCAGUGCCGACCCUAGCUCUGACACCCAAACAAGUGUAUGAAAAGCGACUGUCACGAACGGUCCAAGCAUGGGAGUCUGCGCCGGAUUGGCUUCAAAAACGUUUGAGCAGCAGUCGGAAGGAGAUCCUGGCUGGCAGGAUGCAUAUACCCGCUUUCCCUCAGGGCUUGGAAGACCACGAAAUCGACCAAGAUCUGAGUUUCAUCAGGAUGCUGACUGCAGGAUCGCAAUCCGAAUCUUCUCCGGGAAGCCAACAUUUUGAACCAUCCACCAGCAGUGAAAUCAUAAAUAUCUCUUCAACACCCGAGCCGAUGGACAUCGACACCCCUUCAUUGCCAUCCGAUGCCAUCAACCGUUGAAUAAUCUGUCCGUUUGGUCCCUCCCGUAUAUUAUAUGGUUGUAGCUUUUUGGUUGAUCCUCUUUUCCUGCUUCUGUACAUACAUUGCCCAUUUUGUUUCCUGACUCGUUCAUCCCUG